GCUGUGCCCAGAGAGGCGUGCUGUAGAACUUUUGACAUCGGAUACAUAUUUAUGAUCUCCAAAAUGGCUUGGAGCCCAAACUGCAUACUUUAUCUUUUUACUUUUAAUACAUCCUGCAGCUGCCCUUACAAAGUAUGUAUUGCUGCGUGAAGUAUGCAUACAAAUGGGACGUACUACUUCAUCAUAAUAUUGUGCCUUCAGCUUUGGCUGUCUUGCUGAUAUAUUCAUUGCAGUCUGUUGUGCAAAAUGAGCUGUCAUCCAUCUGCGUGUGCUCAGCAGCUCAAGCUUGUUUAUAUUUGUGCAAGACAGUGACGUGUGUGAUGUAUCUUCUGCUGCACAGAGGAUUGUGGGUCAGAAUGGCCAGAAAAGCAUUCAGGCCUGCAUACUGCAAACCAGACGUAGUGGGACAUCCUGAUAUUUUUGGCAUUCUGUACUUGAAGAACUAUGUACUGGGAAUGGGUACUGAAACACACCCAUAGUAAAAAUUGGCCUCUAUUUAAUUGUGCACUCUGCUGUGCUUUUUUCAUGUAAAAGACAAUAUACCAGUAGCAGGGAGGCACUGCAGUUGCAAAGAACCUUCUCUUAUUCAAGCAGAACCAAUUCUAGACAAUACAAAAAAGACAUCACCUCAGCAUCUCUGGUUUGGUUUUGAGGCUUCUCAUUUAAAAUGGAAAUCCUGCAGUACAAACUGAGCUGUGGGGUUUCCCAGGUAGGAAGAGUCUUAGUCUGACUCAUGGGAUGCAAAAUGCAGACGAGGCACACCAUUGUGUCAUGUGUUUUGGGUUACCGUUUUCAAAAUCCUUUGACAACUGUAGGAUCCAGGCUUUUGUCAUGAUAAAGUAUAAUACUAAACUGUGAGAUGCUUCUUUUCUCAGUAGUGAUGUUCUGGCUGAUUGUACCUUACCUCCCAGUCUCUGUACAUUUUGUCCCGUGUCACAUUUGGGCCAACUCUGUAUGCAAGAAAAGCAAUUCAGUGUAACGCAUUUUCUCACAAUUCAAAGAGGAGGAGCCCUGUAAAUUUAAAUGUUGGUGAUAAACCUCCUCACAAUCACCCUUACAUCAUAAUUUCCAUGCACAGAUAUUUUUAUACAUUAUAUUGGCCAAUUGCUGAGCUCAUUUCUGCUCCUUAGAGGGGAAAAAAAAACCCACUGAAUUGUAUAACUCUGCAACCUGUUCUGCAUUGCUGCCAGUCGCACUGUAAAUCUUUCUCUUCAAGCAGCUACUUCUCUCAGCAUGUUGUUUAUUUUAUCCAACGCAUUCGUACCAUGUCACACAAUGGGUGUUGUGAUUCAUUGCAGCUUCUGGGAGCCGCAAGCAGACAGCAGUCAUGUUUUAUUUAUUCGCUGCAUCACUAUGAAGUUUGCACUCGAUUACUGUCAACAACUGACAAGUGUACUAACUUCCCAUAGCUGAUCUCACCUGUCCCUACGCAGUGAUGUCACCACGGCCAUCCUGUCUUGAUGAUGUCAGCGGGUCAUUCCUGUCAGCUUGAGUAACACUCUGUCCCUGCCUGGCUUCUCUGGUGAGUGUGUGAGAGAUGGAGUUAGGUGUCUGUGGCGCUCAGCCUCCUUGCUAACUGAUUUACUAUGUUAGACACGCCAUAGGCCAGAGCUGUAUAUCUGUGUGUGUAUGUGUGUGUGUGUGUGUGAGAGAGAGGGAGAGAGAGAGAGAGUGUGUGUAGUGUAUGGAGAGCUUUAUAUAGCCACAGUUCCCCAGGAAGAAGGAAUGCCCUGGAUGCCAGUGACCAUAUUUGAACAGUGUGUCUGCUACAGGGAGACUACACACACCGACUGUAAACCGUAACUUACACACACACUCAACUCUCCUUCAUCUUUAAACUGUGAGUGUGUGUGUGCGUGCGCUCUGUGUUGUAGUUCCACCGGACCACCACUACCAGGCAAUGUAACACCUCGUCUGGUAGUGACAGUCGGCUUUUCCUGACUCACAGGGAGCAAACUUCUCUCUCUCUUUCCAGCACUUUCUGGUUUCUUCUCCCUGACAAUUCGUUCUGCUAACUGACAACAUCCACUCGGACCCUGCAGAGGAAACUUCUCCGCCUCUCUUCAACUUCUCACCCUCUUCCCUUGCUCUGUUGUGGUCUUGUAUACUUUAGGGAGAGGUGGUUGCUGGUAGUCGGGCAUCUUUUUUUUCUGUCUCGGGUGCAUGUAUGCGUGUGUUUGAGUGAGUCAGUAUGCCAUGUCGUCCCCCGGCUCGUCGUUUGUGCAGAUAAAGCAUGAGGAUUUGCUCUUCUACGAGAACUGUGGAGGGGGAAGCUUCGGCAGCGUCUACAGAGCCCUCUGGAUAUCCCAAGACAAGGAAGUGGCUGUGAAGAAACUCUUGAAGAUCGACAAAGAGGCUGAGAUUCUCAGUGUGCUGAGUCACAAAAACAUCAUUCAGUUUUAUGGAGCCGUGCUGGAAUCUCCCAACUAUGGCAUUGUCACAGAAUAUGCUAGUGGAGGGUCUCUGUAUGAGUACCUUUCCAGCGAGCAGAGUGAGGAGAUGGACAUGGAACAGAUUAUGACGUGGGCCAUACAGAUAGCCAAAGGGAUGCAUUACCUCCAUGCAGAAGCUCCAGUCAAAGUGAUUCACAGAGACCUCAAAUCACGAAAUGUGGUAAUGACAGCAGAUAAAGUGCUGAAGAUUUGUGACUUUGGAGCAUCUAAGUUUCUGUCCCACACCACCCACAUGACGGUGGUGGGAACUUUCCCCUGGAUGGCUCCUGAAGUCAUUCAGAGUCUGCCUGUCUCUGAGACCUGUGACACUUACUCCUACGGUGUGGUGCUAUGGGAGAUGCUGACUCGGGAGGUUCCUUUCAAAGGUUUCGAGGGGCUACAGGUUGCAUGGCUGGUGGUGGAAAAACAAGAGAGACUGACCAUCCCCACCAGCUGUCCAGCAAGUUUCGCAGAACUGAUGAGGAAAUGUUGGCAAGCAGAUCCAAAGGAGCGGCCACAUUUUAAGCACGUGCUGGUAACCCUAGAGACCAUGGCUAAUGACAGCAGGCUACCGGACCAGUGUAACUCCUUCCUACAUAACAAGGACCAGUGGAGGUGUGAAAUCGAGUCGACCCUGGAGCGCCUCCGAAAGCUAGAGAGGGAGCUUUACUCCAAAGAGAAGGAGCUGGAGGAGAGGGAGAGGAGGCUCAGGCUGUGGGAGGAGAGGCUGAUGGAGAGGUCCAACAUGAGUCCCAGUCCCACCUCCCUACUCAUGGAGCGCUCCAACAUCUCACCAUUCUUCACGCCAAUGUCCAUCGGCUCCUCCGGCUCUUUCUUCCGCUCGCACUCUCAGGACUCCAACAGUGCAGGGGUCAGCAGCGCCGGGGUCAGCUGCCUCCUCCGCACGCUCAGCAACGGCGACACCGAGAGGGGGAGCGGCGCGGUGCUGGAGAGGGGCAUGGGGUCGCUCGACGGCGGGAGGCUGCACGCCAUGCUCCGAGGGUUGCAGGGGAGGUUCGGAGAGGAGGAGGCGGAAGAAGGAACCGUGGAGGAGAAAAGCUGGGGGCAGCAGGGCAAAGACAACAGCGGGAGUCUGGAGGGUGGACGGGUACAGGUGACGCUCAGGAGCUUCCCGGGUGGCGUGGUGGAGAGGGAGGAGAGGAUGUGGGAGGAGGGAGACAGGGAGAGAGGGGGGAUGCAGAGGAGCAGGGUGACCACCAUAGUCAGAGGGUACUCGGGCGGGUUUGGAGAGGCAGAGGCGGAGAGGGAGAAGGAGGGAGGGUGGGAGAUAGAAAAAGUCGGGGACAGGCUGGAGGAAAGAGGGAUGGAGGGCGCUACCAUGCCCGCUAUGUUCAAGGGGCUUCACGGCAGCAUGGGGGGUUGGGGGACAUGCUGUCUCUUGACAUGGAUGAGAUGGGGGAGAUGGACAGGCUAGGUGACAUGGACAUGGGCGACCUGGGAAUGAUGAAGGUGGUGGGUCACGGGGUCAGGAGCGAGCUGGGGGUCAGGGGUCGCAGGAGUGACAUGGGGGUGGUAGUGCAGGGAGUGAGAGGCGACGUCAGCGAAGCCAUCAGCCAGAAGAUCAGAGGCGAGGUGGGCGUCAUCGGUCACUCCGGGGUGCAGGUGAGCAUGCGGGCGUCGUCCAAUCAGAACUCUGUGAAGAGCUGCAGCGUGCGACACGGAACCAAGAUCAACAUGGCGACGGCGGCCAUGGACAUGAUGGAGCUCGACUGGUCUGACAGCGACUAGAAAACGCACAUUAGCAGACUUGUUAGCACAUACAGUAUCCAAGCUACAGUAUGUGCAAAACAAGCUCCAGUUCAAACAGCUGGUAUACACACAUUUCUUUUAUUUUUUUAAUUGAAUGGAUGAUUACUACACCAAUGUGUACUGUGAAGCAGGAAGGAGCAAAAAAAAAAAAGACAAUUAGAAGUUGUCUUGUCAUGUUGUCAGAACGACUUCACCUGUGUAAUUUAAUGUGCUAUUAAAACUGCAUAACAUACUGUAAGAGGUACAAGUGUUACAAAAGAACACACUUGAAGGGCGCUCUGAGGCAGCACUAUCGUUUUUCCCCCCUUGCUUACAGAGCAUAUUGUAGUUUGUAGAUUUGAUUUGUUGAAAACAUGCUUUGACUUUAUCAGUUCUAACUGUGAUCUAGUGUGUGAAUUUUUGGCAUUUCUUUCUCUAUAUUUUAUCAUUUUUCAAUAAAAAAGAAAUCCGA
Molecule: messenger RNA, 4653 nt
Organism: Acanthochromis polyacanthus (spiny chromis)
Lineage: Eukaryota; Metazoa; Chordata; Actinopteri; Pomacentridae
Product: mitogen-activated protein kinase kinase kinase 20-like
Exons: 11
Coding region: 2197-3867 (556 amino acids)
Biological process (GO): protein phosphorylation
Cellular component (GO): cytoplasm
Molecular function (GO): ATP binding; protein kinase activity
Source: RefSeq, a predicted model, not a curated record